Messenger RNA from Penaeus chinensis, 2023 nucleotides. RefSeq lists its product as uncharacterized. The coding region runs from base 1 to 729 and encodes 242 amino acids. The transcript has 4 exons. The record is from RefSeq and is a predicted model, not a curated record. Lineage: Eukaryota; Metazoa; Arthropoda; Malacostraca; Decapoda; Penaeidae.
AUGGCUGUGGACGCAGCGAGGCUAGCUGUGGCGGCGGCGCUGGCGGCGGCGGCGCUGAGCCCGAGCGUCCACUACAUCAGGUCCGCCAAAGGAAACUUCUUCAUGGCUCCUGGGAAGACCAUUCCGGAUGCAGACGUGGCGCUGACCCUGCCGGCCUCCAGCACCUGCCACUGCAAGAGCAUGUGCUUCGUGCGACUCUCGUGCCUGGCCUGGUCCUUCGUCAACCUCACCGACGGGACCUCUGAGUGCAGGCUGGCCGACGCAGGCCCUUCGGCGCACCUGGUCGAGAACAACACGGACGCCGUCUAUUUCUUCUUGCAAGCUUCCGUGGAGGGUGAUUACCGCUUCGACGUGGACGGACUCCUGUACCUGAAACCGGCCGAGCUCACGACGUACGCGUCGGCCAAGGAGCGCUGCGAGAGAAUCCCCGGACACCGCCUCGGAAUUUACAAGACGACGCAGCAAUACCAGAUGCUGGGAGACUUCACAGCUACAACAGCGACUGCAGGCUCCUUGUACAUGGACCUUAAGAAGGUCGGCGACGACCUCAUUUGGGGCGACGGAACCAGUUACAAUGACACCGAGAUAGGAAAGGCCGUCGUCGUGAAACCCUUCAAAGCAGAUGCGAGAGACGUUAUGGUAUUCUGGGAGAAUCAACUGAGUGAUGCCUGGCCGGAUGAAAACAGGAAGUUUAUGUGUCAGGCGAACCCCAUCGGAGUCGUGUGGUAACUCUGGUGCGUGUGUGUGUGUGUAUGUGUGUGUGUGUGUGUGUGUGUGUGUGUGUGUGUGUGUGUGUGCGCGUGCGUGCUGAGUACGGUUGAAUGUGCAUGUUUGUGCGUGAUUGUGCUGUGGGCUGCUGGGUAUGAAGCGGAGGUCACACUAAUCUAUUCUGUCCUAGGAUCCCCAGAUAGGAUCGCCAGAGUCUGUCAGCUACAGAGAGGGAUUGAUCACACUACAAUCAGUGUUCCUUCGGAGAGAACCAUCGCCUCAGUUCAGCAUUCCUAAAAGUAAAGAAUGGCGCUUUCCAUCGAGGAUGCUUUUACGGCCUUCUUCAUGACGGAGUUCAUUGCUUAAAUCAUCCAUUAAUAUUCUUUUCAAAUUCCUGCUUUUAUAAACCUUAAGACUGGUGUUCCACAAGUGCUCUUUGGCGUUUACUCUAUCCAACAAGACGUAAAUAACUUCCGAAGAGAGCUCCAUAUUUUUUGGCGUGUAGGAGUGGGUUGAUGUUUAUGUUCGUUAGUCAAAUUAACGUUUAUCUGAAUUAUCUAUGAACAUUUAAUGAGACAUCAUUGUUCGAUACAAUAUUUCUUUGUGUUUAAUAAUUGUUUUUAUCAUGAUAUCUCAUCAUUCUUUAAAGAUCCUAAGUAAUCCAUUUACCAGUGAUUAUAUUAUAGUUUUUGUUUCAGCAAUACCUUUCAACUCUAGGCAGGGAUGGAAUACCGACGCAGCGAAUCCGUUUACAGCUAGGGAAGUAUCCAGCCCUGUAAAGGGAUCCCUGGACAGAAAAGAUUAAUGUGAACAGCCCUUAAGGAGGGGGAAGGGGUGAGUGGGCGUUUGUGUAGUUUGGGAAGUCGUGUUGCAAAUGCGUGUACAUCAGGUCUUAGACUUGAAAUGUUGAAGGUCUAUGCAGUACAUGUAUGUUGACUAGUGCUAUAUGUGUCUUGGGACGUAGGGCUGAAUGUACAGUCUCAUCUGCUUCCAGUUCCUCCACUCAGUGUUGCUAAUUUGUGAACCUGUAUCCAAAACAUAUGCUAAACUACUCCGUUUUCGGGCGUUGGCGACGCUGAAAUGAAGCACCUGGCACAGAGGCAUUACCCAACCGCGUGAACAAUUGCGUUUUCUUUCCUUGAACGUACAAAAAAAGGACCCAAGUCUAGCUUACUUGUUCCAUUUAUUAUUUACCUCCUUGAUCUCCUAGACAGAGGUUAUAUACAAAGCCACGUUCGUUCUUCUCCCCGACUCGGAUAUUGCUCGUGGAAUCCCCAGGACCCUCCCCCAGUGGGCGUGUGUGUGUAUGUAGGGA